CCAAUUACAAUUUUUAUGUAGCAAAAACAGAAAUUUUAAUUUUAUAAAAAUGAAACAACAUUCUAUGCGUAUUUCGAAAUCCUUGCUCUUGAACAACAGCACUAAAUGUUUUUCUACACUAAGAUGUCUGAGUACAGCGGAGGCUGUAGAACGUCGGAAUCACCUUUACAAGUUGGAAAAGAAACGGCAACUCGAAAAAGUGGGCCGAAUUGAAAAAAUAGAAGUGAAUUACAAAGGUGUACCUAAAGACUGCACUUUGGUUAUGAAUAAAGAUAUAUCCACGCCUUACGACUGUGCGAAACAUUUCAGUGAAUGGCACAUUGAAACCAGUGCACUGGCUUUGUUGGAUGGCACUAUUCACUGGGACAUGCAUAGACCACUCACAGAAAGUUGUACAUUGGAAUUCCAAUCGUUCAAUGUAGCAGAGCCGCAGCAAGUCAACAAAGCUUUCUGGAGGUCUUGUUGCCUGGUGCUGGGAGCGUGUGCCAGUGUAGCCUUCAAGGACACAGUGCCGGUUGUGCUGCACAGCUUCCCUGGACCAGAUAUCCGCAGCGGAUCCUUCAUCUACGACGUGGACCUGCCGACCCUGCCGGACUGGCAACCCUCGGCGCAAGAACUGCACACCCUUGCCGCGGAGUACAUCAAGCUCUCCAGAAGGAAGCUGCCCAUAGACAGGCUGGACGUGUCCGAGGAGCUGGCGUUGGAGAUGUUCGUGGACAACCCUCACAAGACUGGCCAGAUACCAAGCAUCGCUAAGACCAAUGGCAAAGUGACGCUAUACAAAAUAGACAAGCACGUGGACAUAUCCAAGGGUCCCAUGAUCAGCAACAGCGGGCAGAUCGGCAAAGUUGCCGUCACUGCUGUGCACAAGCUCACUGGCUCCAGCGACAGUGAAGUAAAGCAGCUGUAUAGGUUCCAGGGAGUGGCGCUGCCAACCGGCGUUAUACUUAACCACUUCGCGUUCUCCUUGCUCAUCGAGAGGGCGAAGAAAUUGAACUCCGCUCGCUCACCGAUCAAUCCCUUUGUAGAUACGAGGGAACCUGCUCCAGAAAGUAUAGCUGCUAGGGCAUAAUGUAUUUAAUUAUUUACCAUAAUUUGUAGUUAGUUUUAUU
Molecule: messenger RNA, 1112 nt
Organism: Pararge aegeria (speckled wood butterfly)
Lineage: Eukaryota; Metazoa; Arthropoda; Insecta; Lepidoptera; Nymphalidae
Gene: mRpL39
Product: 39S ribosomal protein L39, mitochondrial
Exons: 8
Coding region: 50-1072 (340 amino acids)
Biological process (GO): threonyl-tRNA aminoacylation
Cellular component (GO): mitochondrion
Molecular function (GO): threonine-tRNA ligase activity; nucleotide binding
Source: RefSeq, a predicted model, not a curated record